ACAUCACCUCCUCUACCUCCUCAACACAAAUUAAAUUGCUCCCAAAUUCUGAUCAAACUACCCAGUUGGGAUUCUCAAGUCCCAAUCAUAUCCCAUGGAAGCCAUGUUCAAGCUUCUCCUAGCUUUUUGUGUUUUAGUCUCCCUAUCUUCCUUCUCAGAUGCCCAAACAUGUUCCAGCUACACGUUCACCAGCAACAAUAACUUCAAUUCCUGCAGCGACCUUCCCUACCUCAACUCCUUCCUCCACUGGACCUUUGAGCAGUCCACGGGGAAGCUCACGAUGGCUUACAGGCACACAUCGGCGUCAACCACCAACUGGGUCGCCUGGGGCAUCAACCCGGACCUGUCCAAGGCCCAGAAGGCCAUGUCCGGCACACAAGCUCUUGUUGCCAUCCCUCAGACCAGUGGGGCACCCACUGUCUACACCACUCCGAUCACCGGAUACAGCCCGACUAUGGCCAACGGAAGUUUGAGUUACACUGUGACUGGCUUAUCGGCUGAGGUUCAGAGCGGAGAGGUGAUCAUCUACGCCACUUGGACCCUGCCGACGAAUACGACGUCGAUUCUUCAGGUUUGGCAGGAGGGUGCGGUUGUGAGUGGGAGCUUAACUCAACACCAAACUGCUGCGGCCAAUCUUAAUGCUCAGGGGACUUUGGACUUGCUUUCAGGCCAGACAGCCUCUUCCGGCGGGGCGAGCUCCACACUUAGGAAGAAAAACAUUCAUGCAGUGCUAAAUGUAGUGAGUUGGGGUAUCUUGAUGCCUUUUGGAGCCAUGGUAGCAAGGUACUUGAAGACAUUCAAAGCUGCAGACCCGGCAUGGUUUUACCUCCACGCCGGUUGCCAGACAUCUGCCUAUAUUGUUGGUGUUGCUGGAUGGGCUACCGGUAUUAAACUCGGUAGCGAUUCUGCUGGUAUCCAGUAUGACACUCACAGAACCAUUGGGAUUAUCCUCUUCUGCCUUGGAACACUUCAGGUGUUUGCUUUGCUCCUGAGACCCAACAAGGAUCACAAGUUCAGACUUUACUGGAAUAUCUACCAUCAUCUUACCGGUUAUCUUGUCAUAACUCUCAGCAUUGCCAACAUCUUCAAAGGGUUUGACAUCUUGAAACCAAACAAGAACUGGAAGAAUUCAUACAUUGGCCUCAUCAUUGCCUUGGCUGUCCAGGCUAUUUUGUUGGAAGCUUACACAUGGUAUGUUGUAGUGAAGAGGAAGAAGGCUGAAAAGGCGCACCACGGCGUGAAUGGUGCCAACGGCUAUGGUGCUUAGAGAUGGGAGAUUGCAGAACGUAUAGACUGGCAUGAAGGGAGGAAGUGGUUCUUUUGUGUGUCUUCCUCCUCUUUCAUCUUCCUUCUGCUUACACGUUCUUCCACCCUUUUGUAUAAUUAUCGCUUAGGGCGUGUUUAGGUAACAUUUAUGUACCGAGGGAGUUCAGGAUUUAGAGGUAGAGAUUUGAUAUAUUUGUCACUUACUCAUUACACUUAUUUCUCUCCUUGCUAUAUUGAUUUAAUUAUUCCAAUUUA
Messenger RNA from Argentina anserina (silverweed cinquefoil), 1521 nucleotides. Its product is annotated as cytochrome b561 and DOMON domain-containing protein At4g17280-like. The transcript has 3 exons. The coding region runs from base 95 to 1267 and encodes 390 amino acids. Lineage: Eukaryota; Viridiplantae; Streptophyta; Magnoliopsida; Rosales; Rosaceae. The record is from RefSeq and is a predicted model, not a curated record.